This is a messenger RNA of Pneumocystis carinii B80, 3965 nucleotides long. RefSeq lists its product as hypothetical. Gene Ontology annotation, cellular component: membrane coat; AP-2 adaptor complex. The record is from RefSeq and is a predicted model, not a curated record. Gene Ontology annotation, biological process: clathrin-dependent endocytosis; intracellular protein transport. Gene Ontology annotation, molecular function: clathrin-cargo adaptor activity. NCBI's taxonomy places the organism in Eukaryota, Fungi, Ascomycota, Pneumocystomycetes, Pneumocystales, Pneumocystaceae. The transcript is spliced from 7 exons. The coding region runs from base 44 to 2872 and encodes 942 amino acids.
UUAUAAAUUUCUAACGUCUCUUUAAUUUUUAAUAUUUAUUCUAAUGAACAAAUCUAUGCGUGGAUUAACAGUUUUUAUAAGCGACUUAAAGAAUUCAAAGACUUGUCAACAUGAGGAAGAAAGAAUUAAUCAAGAAUUAGCCAAUAUUCGGAAUAAGUUUAAAGUUGGACAUUUAAACAGUUAUCAGAAGAAAAAGUAUAUUUGCAAGUUAUUAUAUAUUUAUAUUCUUGGAUGGGAGAUUGAUUUUGGACAUAUGGAAGCGGUUCAUCUUAUUUCUAGUCAAAAGUACUCGGAAAAGCAAAUUGGAUAUCUUGCUAUAACGUUAUUAUUACAUGAAAAACAUGAUUUAACAUGUCUUGUGAUUAAUAGUAUUAAACAAGAUUUAUUAGACCCAAAUGAAUAUUAUAAUUGUUUAGCGUUACAUGCAAUUGCUAAUAUUGGAGGAAAGGAAAUGGGGGAUAUAUUAGCGUCGGAUGUGAACAGAUUACUUGUAUCUCCUGUAUCUAAAAAUUUUGUUAAAAAAAAAGCAUCUCUAACUCUUCUUUGUCUUCAUAGAAAAAAUCCAGAUGUUAUUAGGCAAGAAUGGGCAGAAAGUAUUAUAUCUACGCUGGAUGAUCCAGACUUAGGAGUAUCAUUAUCUAUAACAAGCCUUUUAAUUUCUCUUGCUCAAGAAAAUAGUAAAUUAUAUGAAAGAUGUUACCUUAAAGCUAUCAAUAAGCUAAAAAGAAUCGUUAUUGAUAGAGAAUAUAGUUAUGAUUAUGUAUAUUACAAAGUACCAGCACCCUGGCUUCAAAUCAAGCUUUUACGUCUUUUACAAUAUUAUUCACCUCCAGAUGACAAAGAUACUCAAGAGUUAAUAUGCAAAGUUUUGCAAUUCAUUAUAUCAUCUAUACUUCAUGAAUUACCAAAAAAUGUUCAACAAAAUAAUAUUCAAAAUGCAAUUUUAUUUGAAGCAAUUAAUGUUACUAUUCAUAUUGAUAUCGAUGAAACAUUAACAAAUCAAACUAUUCAUUUACUAAGCAAAUUUAUAUCAUAUAAAGAAAUUAAUAGUAGAUACCUUGGAUUAAAAGCUCUAAUUUAUUUAGCAGAACAUGUAAAUACUUUUGAACCGUUCAGGAAAUAUCAAGAUAUAAUUAUACAGUCUUUAAAGGAUAAAGACAUAAGUAUUCAAAGAAAAGCUCUCGAAUUAUUAUAUUAUACAUGUGAUUCCAAUAAUACAAAAACAAUCGUUAAUGAGUUAAUUCACUAUUUAGAAAACGCAAAUAGAGGAAUAAAAGAAGAUAUAGCUAUUAGAAUUGCUAUUCUAGCCGAAAAACAUGUAACAGAACGUCAAUGGUACGUAGAUAUAAUGCUACAACUCAUAAAUAUUUCUAAAGAACAUAUUGGCGAUGAUAUAUUACACAGAUUUAUUCAAGUUAUAGAAAAUAACAAAGAACUACAAAAAUAUUCAGCAAAAACAAUAUUAAAAUACUUAAAAAAUAAUCCUCAUGAAAAUAUGAUAAAACUUGGCGGAUAUAUUUUGGGAGAAUUUGGACAUUUAAUAUCUGACUCUCCUGAAAGUAGUCCUAUCGAACAAUUUAUUUCUUUACAUAUUAAAUUUAAUACAUAUUCACCCAAAACACAGGCAUUACUUAUGUCAACAUAUAUCAAAUUCGUAAAUUUGUUCCCUGAAAUCAAAUUAGACAUACAAGUUGUAUUUGAAGAAUAUGCAAACAGUAUUGAUUCUGAAUUACAACAACGUGCAUGCGAAUAUUUAGCUUUAUGUCAUAUGCCAAAUAAUAAUCUUUUACAAGAAUUAUGUGGGAAAACCUACCCUUUCUUAAAAAAUCAAUCAUUUUUAGUAUCAAAACUACUAAAACAAAAAAAUGAAGACAAAAGAUUAGAAAAUAUUAAAGAAAAAAAGUCAUCAAGAGAAAAAAACAUAAUAAGUACUAAAGACUUAUCUAAUUACAAAACAAUUGAUUUUGGUGAAUUGGAGAUACCUAAAAAUAAUUUAAUUGAAUUAGACACCUCAAACACUAAUAGCUUAUCAUCAUCUAUUUCAUCUUCUAGAGAAUCUGAUCAAUCCAUUAGUUUGUCAAAUCUUAUAUCGGAUAUAAACUACGUAUCACUGUCUGAUAAUUCUGAUCUUUCUAAAAAAUAUGAAGCAAAUUUUAACGAACUCUUAUGUACCAAUGAAGGAAUACUUUAUGAAGACGAAGAAAUUGAAAUAUAUAUUCACUCUAAAUAUCGUAAUCAUUUAGGAAAAAUGGAACUUUUAUAUAAGAAUAAAUCACAAUUAACAUAUACUUCUUUCACAUCUUCUAUUCAAAAUCUUUGCGAAUCAAAUCUCUCUAUUGUUUCGACAAUAGAUGUUCCUUGUACCCUGGAGGCACUUAAACAAGUGCAACAAACAUUAAAUAUUGAAAAUCGUGAUAUUUUCUUAGAACCACCAUCUAUAUCUAUAUCUUAUAUGUCUACAUCUAUGAAAUCUUUGACUUUAAAGCUUCCUAUUGUUCUUUCUAAGUUCUCAGAUGGAGUAGAACUUGAUUCGGGCGAUUUCUUUCAUAGAUGGAGACAAAUUGGAAAGUCUAGAGAAUGCCAAAAGAUCUUUGCUAUUAAGGAUAAAGAAAAAAAUAUCAACUUUUAUGAUAAUGUAAAAAUACUUCAAGGUUUUGGAUGGGAGAUUUUAAAAGAAAUUGAUACAAAUAAUCAAAAUAUAGUUGGUGCAUCAGUAUUAUAUACUAGUCAAGGAGGGAAAUAUGGUUCUUUACUAAGACUUGAGCCUAAUUAUGAAGCUAAGAUGUAUCGAAUUACUAUUCGAAGUACAAAAGAAGAAAUUGCAAAUCAUUUAGAAUCAUUAAUAGAAAAGAAAUUAUCAGAAAAUAUUUAAUCGAAUAUCAUAUAAAUUAUUUAAAUACUCUUUGGAUUUAUAACGUAUUCAUAUGUCGAGAUAACCUUACUCCUAUAUUUUGAUAUUAAAACAGCAUAUACUAUUAAAACAAAGAAAAAUAUACCAAAAAUAUCUGUACCAACUCUUAUAUUCGUUGAACCCAUUUUAAUAGCUAAUUCAAAAUCCCUGCUCAUUCCCAUACUUAAUUCUAAUUCUAUACCAAGACAUUUAGUAAUAUCAUCUCGACAUUUUACAAGUGCCUUAACAAAAUUUAUACAAUAAUAAUAGCUUUUCAAAAAAUACCUCAAAAUCUCUAUUAUAUUCACUAUUACUUUCAGAUAAUGAACCGAUAGUCAUAAGACCCUUAAGAUAGAGUUCUUUACAAUUAUUUAUUAUAUAACUACAUAAUUCCAUAGAAUCGCCAAUACUAACUCCAUUCUUUCCUACAUUAUUUAAAAAAAUCUAUAAUUUAUUUUAAAACAAACCUUCUUCACAACUUGUAUUUACUUGAACAAAAACAUUAAGUUUUUUAAAAUGAUUAUCUAUUUUAGGAGAUUUUUUCAAAUCAAUUAACGCCUUAUUCAGUAAAUAUGCCUUUCUAGAUGAAUCUAGACUUUCAACUGCCCAUAAAUUGGGUAUAGAUGCCAAGGCUUUACACUUAUUAGUUUGAAGUCCUAUAUAUAAAAAUAACUAAUUUUUCUAAUAUCAAUUAAUUUACUCCCAAUAAAGUGCCAACAACAAUCCGGAGGAAGUAAUUUAGCCUUUUCAAUCAUUUCUUGUACAAAGUUUUCUCCAAACUAUAUUUAUAACUAUACCAAAAAAUAUAAAUUUAAGAAAAAUACAUGUCUUUGACCAUAAUCAUAAGCAAUUCUUAUAUCAUCAACAGACUUUAACUUUGAAACUGCUACCAAGCGAACCUUUACUUGUAUAUUAAUAUAAUCACUAAAAAAACUUGUAUUACAUCUUUGCCUUUAGAACAUGAAACAAUAGCAUCACGAACACGUUUCAAGCCUAAACAAAUUUCUUCAAUACGAGAUACAUAACUCAUUCUUUUUUAACUAAAAAUCAUUACAAGUUUUCCCUUAUUUUUUUC